UGUGGGCAGCUCAGGUCUCAGGUCUGCGUGGAUCUUGCGAUUCUUUGGGCUCUUCACCUCUGAAUGACUCUCCGGUGUUGUCGGUGAACCGUCGACACAUUUCCUGGUCAGGAGCCGGUGUGGUGAACAGAAACCGGACAAAAAGCAGGGGACGUAAAGCCAUGUUCAGAGUCCUCAGUCACCAAGGCAAGAGGACGCCGAGCUGCCUCGCAGGCCAGCGGCGCUAUGAGCACCACAGGGCCGUCAUGGCAAUCCGCCGCGAAGACAUCAAUCCCUGGGAAAGGAGGGCGCCGCUUGCCCCACGCCAUGUCAGAGAGCUCACACAUACAGGCGUCAAAGUCCUGGUGCAGCCAUCCAACCGCAGAGCCAUCCACGAGAAGUACUACAUGAAGGCAGGGGCUGUCAUUCAGGAGGAUAUUUCAGAGGCAUCACUGAUUAUUGGAGUGAAGAGACCACCAGAAGAGAAGGUCAUUCCCAAGAAGACGUAUGCUUUUUUCUCUCACACCAUCAAGGCACAAGAGGCCAACAUGGGGCUUUUAGAGGACCUGCUGAAGAAGGAGGUUCGCCUUAUCGACUACGAGAAGAUGGUUGAUGCUAAUGGCUACCGGAUUGUAGCAUUUGGUCAGUGGGCCGGUGUUGCAGGAAUGAUUAAUAUUUUGCAUGGAUUAGGGCUGCGCUUCCUUGCUCUUGGCCACCAUACUCCCUUCAUGCACAUCGGCAUGGCUCAUAACUAUAGGAAUGUCAGCCAAGCCAUCCAGGCAGUGAGGGAUUGUGGGUAUGAGAUUUCAAUGGGUCUCAUGCCCAAAUCCAUCGGCCCUGUCACGUUUUGCUUCACUGGAACUGGAAAUGUCUCCAAGGGAGCCCAGGACAUUAUCAAUGAGCUUCCUGUUGAAUACGUUGAACCUCAUGAGCUGAGGGACGUCUCUGAAACAGGAGACAUGACCAAAGUGUAUGCCACUGUUCUGAGCCGACACCACCACCUGGUCAGGAAGAGUGAUGGCAUAUAUGACCCCAUGGAGUAUGAGAACCACCCGGAACUGUACACAUCGCACUUCAGGACCAGCGUGGCGCCCUAUACAACAUGUCUGAUCAAUGGUAUUUACUGGGAUCCCCAAACCCCCAGACUGCUCAGACGACUGGAUGCUCAAAAGCUCAUGAGACCACCCAAAACCUCAUUUGGAGACAAUGAGGGAUCGCCUCAGCUACCUCACAAGCUACUGGCCAUAUGUGACAUAUCUGCUGACACCGGAGGCUCCAUAGAUUUCAUGAAUGAGUGCACCACCAUUGACAAGCCUUUCUGCAUGUAUGACGCUGACCAGCACAUAGAUCACGACAGUGUGGAGGGAAACGGAAUUCUUAUGUGCUCCAUUGACAACCUUCCUGCUCAGCUUCCCAUCGAAGCCACAGAAUACUUUGGAGACCGGCUCUUUCCCUACAUAUGGGAGAUGCUACCUUCAGACGCCACCAGACCGUUGGAUGAAGAGGAGUUCAGCCCUCAAGUCAGAGACGCUGUUAUCACCUCUAACGGAGUACUCACCCCAAAGUUUGAAUAUAUCGAAAAACUUCGAGAAAGAAGGGAGAAGGCCGAGAUCACGAGAAAGACCGGCAUGAAGCGAGUUCUGCUGCUAGGUUCAGGAUAUGUCUCUGGACCUGUUGUUGAGUAUCUGACCCGGGAUGAGAGGACUCAGGUCACUGUAGCAUCAGUGGUACUGAAGCAAGCGGAAGAACUGGCAGCCAAAUACCCCAACACCAUCCCCAUCACGCUGGACGUCAGCAGUCAGGAGGGACACCUCGACUCUCUGGUCAAAGAUCAUGACCUUGUCAUCAGCAUGCUGCCUUACUCAUUCCAUCCACUUGUUGCCAAACACUGCAUCAAGAGGAAGGUGAACAUGGUGACAGCCAGCUACCUGAGUCCUGCCAUGAAGGAGCUACAGAGCAGUGCGGAGGAAGCAGGCAUCACCAUUGUGAAUGAGAUGGGACUGGAUCCAGGAAUCGACCACAUGCUGGCCAUGGAGUGUAUUGAUCAUGCCAAAGCUGACGGCUGCAUUGUGGAGUCGUAUACCUCAUUCUGUGGGGGUCUUCCUGCUCCUGAGUGCUCAGACAAUCCUCUUCGUUACAAGUUCAGCUGGAGUCCGUAUGGUGUCCUCCUCAACACCAUCAGCCCUGCCAUCUUCCUCAAAGACAACCAGGUGGUGAGUGUUCCACCUGGUGGCUCUCUGAUGGAUUCCACGACUCCGAUGGAUUUCUUUCCAGGUUUCAACCUGGAGGGAUUUCCAAAUCGGGACAGCACCAAGUACUCGGAACCAUAUGGCAUCCAGACAGCACACACUCUAAUCAGAGGAACACUGCGUUUCAAGGGCUUCUCCAAGGCCAUGAGUGGUUUUGUUAAACUGGGUCUGAUCAACAGCGAGCCCAGUCCCAUCUUGCAGUCCACUUCAGCUCCCAUUUCCUGGAAAGAACUCCUUUGUCAGCAGAUGGGAUUGUCUUCUUCCAUCUCCCAUGAUGCCUUUGAAGAAGCCGUAUUUGAACGCAUUGGACAGGACGACUUCAGGAUGGACACUCUGAGAUGGUUUGGGAUGCUGAGCGAUGAGUCAGUGCCUCAUGCAGACAGCAUUCUAGCUGCUCUUGCGAAGCAUUUGGAAGCCAAACUCUCCUUCGAUAAGGGCGAGCGUGACAUGAUCGUCAUGAGAAAUGAUGUGGGAAUUCGCCACCCAACUGGUGAGCUGGAGACCAAACACAUCAGCCUGGUGGUGUAUGGUGACCCCAGCGGCUUCUCCGCCAUGGCCAAGACUGUUGGAUACCCAGCAGCCAUUGCUGCUCGUAUGGUCCUUGAUGGUGACAUCAGCACGAAAGGUCUGGUGGUUCCGAUGACGAAGGAGGUCUAUGGCCUGGCGUUGGCCCGACUGAGGGAGGAAGGACUACAUUUCAUAUCAAAAAGCACGCUACAGGAGUAGAGCUAAACCUUUAAGCACAGAAGACAACCUCCAGAGAAAAUGUUUGAAGUUCACAUGCUGUUAGCUGCUUUUUUACCAACAUACUCAAACUCUGAAAACAGACUAACACUCACCUAUCUGCUAAUAGUUUGGGUUUAAAAUAUUUUUACUUCACCUGCAAGACUAAAAAAAAUAUUUUCUUAAUAUAUGUGAAAGUGAUGGAAGGUAUAAUGGCCUAAGGGAAAAAACUCUGUAGUUCAAAUAUUUGAAUUCCCAAAAAUUAUUUCAUUUUUUAAAUUAUUAUUAUUAAAAUGAAACUCAGUUUUAUGAAAAAAUUCUAAUGUUAAGUAAUCUGCAGUUUAAUAACAGAAUCCUAAAUUUGACUCAAUUCUCUCAUCUGUGCCAAUCUCAAAUCCGUUUUCACCAAUGUUGACUGGGAGGAAACUUCUUCAGUGAAUAUGUUUAGAAGAUGAUACACUAUGUGAGGCAUUACAAAUUUCAAGCUUUUGAAGUAGAAACAGAUAGCUGGUCUGACUGGAAUUUAAAGCUACAUUUCUUGAUCCCUCUAUUGUACAUUUUGACAGCUGACUUGAAAGCUGUCUCAGCACUGAUCACAAGUUUCACCAGUGACGAGCAGAAUGUUCUCACAUGUGUAAUGUUCAGUCAGAGAAUCAAAGCUACAGAUGAGUCAGGGAUGUUUUUUAACCCUUUGUGCAAUCCUAAAUCUGCAAAGGGUUGUUAGAUAUUUGUUUGUCCUGUCAGUCUGGGUAGCUGACAUUAGUUUAGACUGAAGACAUGGAUGUAGAGUCAGAUUGUGGAAAGUGGCGCUAUGUCUUAUUGCAUUGCAGGAAAGCAAUUUCCCCAUAAACACCCCUUUAAUAGAGAUGUCUGUAAAACAGGACACCUCCAUGUACAAACUAAGUGGGUUGUUUACUCUCUUUAUUAGGAAUAUAUAAUCAGUGGAAGCUUCUUAUCAGGAAAAUACACUACCGUUCAAAAGUGGGGUCACUUAGAAAUGUCCUUAAUUUUGAAAGAGAAGCAGUUUUUUUCAGUGAAGAUAACAUUAAAUGAAUCAGAAAUCCAGUCUAGACAUUGUUAAUGUGGUAAAUGACUAUUCCAGCAGGAAAGGGCUGAUUUUUAACGGAAUAUCUACAUAGGAGUACAGAGACUCAUUUCCAGCAACCAUCACUCCUGUAUUCUAAUGCUACAUUGUGUUAGUUAAUUGUGUUGAAAGGCUAACUGCUGCUUUAGAAAACCCUUGUGCAAUUAUGUUAGCACAUUAAUUAAAGUUUGAGUUUUCAUGGUAGGCAUGAAAUUGUCUGGGUGACCCCAAACUUUUCAAUGGUAGUGUAUGGUUUAUUUUAUAUGUGAUAUCCCAAGUUUUGGGUAAAUUACCACUCAUGAUGUAGCUGCAGUUUAAACGCAUUACCAUCCCCUGUAUGUAGCUGUUAUUGUAUAUAACACUAGUUUCAUAUAUUAUGAUUACAUUUGCAUAUUCUAGAAUAAAGUUAAGCUUGCCGUUUGCUAAAUUCACGCUUUCUGUGGAAAGUUGAGCAAGUGUACCUGGAAAUUACAUGUGACCGAGGAGUGACAACAUUUUAUCGCAUUAUAUUCAUGUAAAAAUAAGACACUGUAAACGUUCUAUGCUUAUUACAAAUGGAUCUUAUUUAUUACCAUUCAGAAAAUAAGGAAUUAAAAUGAAAAUAUUAUUUAGACCAGAGAUAGAGGUAUUAAAGGACCUUGGGGUCUAAGUCUGUGAGCAUGCUGUCUGGCUUAUAAUUUAUUUACCCCUGAUCUUGAUUUGGUUCGUGAAACUUUACUGAUAACAACAACUCCCAGCUGCUGUUGAACCGAGUACAAGAUGAGUAUUUAUUGUGUGCCACAGUAUUUAUUUUAUUUUUAGGUGGGAUGAGGUUACAAUGUCAACAGUUUGAAAUGAGCUAAAAGCAAAUACCAAGAGAGUUAUUUUACAUGUAUCCGAGAUAUAUAUUUUUACAAUAAUAUAUCCAUAUGUAUUCCUUGCACAUAUCGUUUAUGUAGGCCUCCGCAGGGUUUGAAACAGCAGCGUGUUGUUUGAUAUGUUGUUCAUUUUUAGGUUUGGAUCUUAAGGACUCUGGUGUGUUCCAGUCAGGUUUAAAAGGAAACAAUUCACAUCAAAACUAACGCAUGUUAUUGUCUAGUCAGAUGUUCGUGUCAGUCUGAUUAUCUAUUGCUUUACCGCCUUCCAAGUGAACACAGUUUAUUUUCUUGUGGUCUUUGUGUUUUCUAUUGUUGAGCUGGCAUUCUAUAUUUGUAACAGAUUGUUUCCUAGAAUGCUUUCUGCUUUGUAAAAUCGUCCUAUGUUGAAUAAAAGAAAAGUCAUUCUGUUGA
Molecule: messenger RNA, 5303 nt
Organism: Amphiprion ocellaris (clown anemonefish)
Lineage: Eukaryota; Metazoa; Chordata; Actinopteri; Pomacentridae
Gene: aass
Product: aminoadipate-semialdehyde synthase
Exons: 24
Coding region: 162-2954 (930 amino acids)
Cellular component (GO): cytoplasm
Molecular function (GO): saccharopine dehydrogenase activity
Source: RefSeq, a predicted model, not a curated record